AUGUCUGCAUACCCGGUGGCCUACAAUGGUUCCGCCACGGGCACGGGCGGCGAUUCGUUGACGGAGGAUCUGAACAUCUACUAUAAUGCCGGCGAUAUCGCUUGGGUGGUUACUUCGUCCGCUCUCGUUCUGCUGAUGAUUCCGGGAGUUGGCUUCUUCUACUCCGGUCUCGCCCGUCGCAAGUCGGCCCUUUCUCUGAUAUGGCUUUCCAUCAUGUCUGUCGGCGUGGUCUCGUUCCAGUGGUUCUUCUGGGGUUAUUCACUGGCUUUCUCCCACACGGCUGGAAAGUUCAUUGGUGAUUUGCAGAACUUUGGUAUGAAGGAUGUCUUAGCCGCCCCGUCCGUCGGCAGCACCAAGGUCCCCGAUCUUCUGUUCGCCAUCUUCCAGGGCAUGUUCGCUGCUAUUACUGUCGCCCUUGCUGUCGGUGCUGUUGCGGAGCGUGGCCGCAUGCUGCCCUGCAUCGUCUUCAUGUUUAUCUGGACCACCGUUAUCUACGAUCCUAUUGCAUGCUGGACCUGGAAUGCGUCCGGUUGGGUCUUCAAGAUGGGGGGUCUCGACUUCGCGGGUGGUACUCCCGUUCACAUUGCCUCCGGUUCGGCUGCUCUGGCCUACUCGGUGAUGUUGGGCAAGCGUCGUGGACACGGCACCCACGAGCUCAACUACCGUCCCCACAACGUUACUCACGUUGUGAUUGGCACUGUCUUCCUCUGGGUUGGAUGGUUCGGCUUCAAUGCUGGCUCCGCCUUGUCGGCUAACCUGCGUGCUGUCAUGGCUGCCGUUGUGACCAACCUCGCUGCUUCGGUUGGUGGCGUGACCUGGUGCCUGCUCGACUACCGUCUGGAGCGCAAGUGGUCUACGGUCGGCUUCUGCUCGGGUGUCAUUGCUGGUCUGGUUGCCAUCACUCCUGGCUCCGGCUUUGUGACUCCCUGGGCUGCCUUCAUCUUCGGUGUUGUAGGUGCCGUCGCCUGCAACUAUGCUACUAAGCUGAAGUUCCUGCUCCGUGUGGACGAUGCUCUGGAUAUCUUUGCUGUCCAUGCCGUCGGCGGCCUGGUUGGCAACCUCCUCACUGGCUUCUUUGCUGCUGACUACAUUGCUCACCUGGACGGCGUUACUGUGAUCCCCGGUGGCUGGAUCAACCACCACUGGAUUCAGCUCGGCUACCAGCUUGCUGACUCCGUCACUGGAUUUGCCUACUCCUUCGUCGGUACCUGCCUCAUCCUGUUCAUCCUGAACCUCAUCCCCGGUCUCAGCCUGCGCGCCCCCGAGGAGGACGAGAUCAUGGGUAUUGAUGAUGCCGAGAUUGGCGAGUUUGCUUACGACUACGUCGAGUUGACUCGCGACAUUGUUAACGGCGUGGAGAGCAGCGAGACCGGCUCCAAGCGUACCAUGACGCCGACCGGCGAUGCCCCCGCUGGCCUUGAAGAAGCCAAGGUCUGA
Molecule: messenger RNA, 1437 nt
Organism: Penicillium canariense
Lineage: Eukaryota; Fungi; Ascomycota; Eurotiomycetes; Eurotiales; Aspergillaceae
Product: ammonium permease MEP2
Exons: 6
Coding region: 1-1437 (478 amino acids)
Biological process (GO): ammonium transmembrane transport
Cellular component (GO): plasma membrane
Molecular function (GO): ammonium channel activity
Source: RefSeq, a predicted model, not a curated record